Molecule: messenger RNA, 1833 nt
Organism: Mytilinidion resinicola
Lineage: Eukaryota; Fungi; Ascomycota; Dothideomycetes; Mytilinidiales; Mytilinidiaceae
Product: indoleamine 2,3-dioxygenase alpha type
Exons: 2
Coding region: 219-1682 (487 amino acids)
Biological process (GO): 'de novo' NAD+ biosynthetic process from L-tryptophan
Cellular component (GO): cytoplasm
Molecular function (GO): metal ion binding; indoleamine 2,3-dioxygenase activity; heme binding
Source: RefSeq, a predicted model, not a curated record
CGACCUACUCCAAAACUUCUACAUUUUACUUGCUUCCUUCUCUCGAGCAAUCACUCUCCACUUUCCGGAAUAUUUGCGACGGCCUAACGACAUUGCCAGCACCGUCUCUGCGCAAUUGUUACGUCCAAGUUCCCAAUCUAUUAUUUCCCAAAAAAAAAAAAAAAAGAACCGCGUCUUCACGCGCAGUCAGGUGCGACUCGCACUGCCGAGUUGACGCCAUGAUCCCAUCGCUACCCGUCCUCAGCGACUACGACGUUUCGCCUAGUUAUGGCUUUCUUCCCGACGAAAUACCGCUUGAUUUUCUGCCCGAUACCUACUACGCGCCAUGGGAGACUGUCAUGAGAAAUCUCCAGGCCCUGCUUCUUUCUAAGAGACUGCGUGGGGUAGUCGACAUUCUCCCGGUCCUUUCAACGGACUUCCUAGUUACCGAGGCAGAGUGGCGAAGAGCAUAUGUCAUAUUGGGGUUCUUGACACAUUCCUACAUAUGGGGAGGAGAUACACCAGCUGACAGGAUACCGCCGCCGAUAUCCGUUCCUUUCCUUGAAACGUGUCGACAUCUCGAACUACCCCCGGUAGCCACAUAUGCGGGGCUAGCUUUGUGGAACUGGAAGCCUAUCUUUCCUACCGAACCUGUGGAUGUCCUGGAGAACCUGGCAACAAUCUCAACCUUUACUGGAUCGCUAGAUGAGUCAUGGUUCUAUCUAGUCUCGGUGGCUAUCGAGGCGCGGGCUGGCCCGAUCAUACCCGUAAUGAUGGACGCUAUCGCAGCUGCGAGGCGAAAUGAUAGCACGACUGUAGUUGACUGCUUGAGAGUGUUCGCGGAGAGGAUUGAUGAGUUAGCAACCCUGUUGACGAGGAUGUAUGACAACUGCGAUCCACACGUCUUCUACAACCGCAUUCGACCGUUCCUCGCCGGAUACAAGAACAUGGCAGACGCGGGCCUCCCUAAUGGUAUCAUUUUUGACGUCGGGUCCGGAGACGAAAAUUACGUUCAAUACAGUGGAGGAAGCAAUGCUCAAAGCUCCGUCAUCCAGUUCUUCGACAUCGUCCUUGGUAUUGAGCAUCGUCCGACGGGAGAGAAGCGUACCAGCGGUUCCGAUUCCGAAGGUGCUAUGCCAACUCCUUCGCACCACUUCAUCAACGAGAUGCGGAGGUACAUGCCUGGCCCCCAUCGGAGAUUCCUCGAGCACGUAGCCAGCGUCGCAAAUAUUCGAGAGUAUGUCGAAAAUCACCGGUCUAAUCGGGCGCUAUGUGUCGCCUUCGACGCCUGCCUAGCCAUGCUGCGAGCUCUGCGUGACAAACAUAUUCAGAUGGUGUCGCGCUACAUCAUCGUCAAGUCUCGCGAGUCGAGGUCCCAUUCCCGGUCCAUCAGUCCCACGCACGUUGCGCCGAAGAGGACAAACCUCGCUACGAUGUCGCAUGGAGGCGCCGGCGGCGCAAGGCUACGAGGAACGGGCGGCACUGCGCUCAUUCCAUUUUUAAAGCAAGCACGAGACGAAACUGGCGAGCCUGCUAUCGAUGCGUGGGCGAGACGGCUCCUCAACAAUGGACCGGCUGAUGCGAUGGGUGGUGUUGCACGACUCACGAAGAUGAGCGAGCAUGCUAGCGGGGAGGUUGAGAUGGUGGGACUAGCUGGCACUUGGUCCGUCGACGAUAGCGAAGGUGGGAUUUGCCAUUGGUAGACUCCGCUCUUUGAUUCUUGUUCAUAUUCUACUACUUUGUUCAUAUGGGCUACGCUCAUCCUCAACGCUGAAACGGCGUUCAUUUAGUUAUGGAGGAUAUUCUUGCAUUCAAGCACUGUGUUGCCAUGGAAGGCGUCUCAAAUCUUGUCUU